GAUGGCUUGAAGAGAAGAAUUCCAUGACACACCAGGAACGGCUUUCUGCUGAAAAACAUCAGCUGGACAAAGUAAUUAACCUCUGCACAUCACCAGAGAAUCAAAAGCAGCGCUUUGCCCCGCAUGUGAGUGCGGCAUCAUCUGCCAAAAUUCACAGUACAAAUACAGCUGUGGAACAGCUUACUACAGGAAGCAUAAAAAGCAGUAAGGUAGAAGAGUCAAUUUAUUUCUUUAACCAAGAAGAGAAAACCUACAAAUCCUCUGAAUCAGUCAGCUGUAAAGAUGUGUCUUCUAGACAAGACAACUCAUGCAGUAGUCAAAAACCUGCAUCAUUUGAAUUUGCUACAAAAUGGGACAAUGAUGAUUCUGAUCUGAACAACUUUAUCAUGCUGAGAUCGAACCAUACACUCAUUCAAAGAAAGGAAAAAAAUGAUGUUGCUAGACCUGAAAAAGUGCUACAACCUGAAGAACAACAUAUGGAUGUUCACAAAGAGGACAGUUCUGGUUUUGAGACUGUAAAAAUAGAGGAAAAAGAACAAGAGAAUGAGGACAGUGUCAUAGUCAAUAUACAAGCAUCAGAAAGUCAGUGCCAGGCAUACUGCCUCUUGGAAGAAGCAGCUACGCCUGUGCUAAAAGAUUUGACACAUCUGGGUGUACUUGCUUCUGUAAAUUGGAGCUUUGACAGAGUGAAAUUUGGUGAUACAAGAUUUUUCUUAAAACAGCAAGAGAAAGUGACACGUGAUUGUUUUAAAGAAGGUAAAAUAGAUGAGAAGGAGAUCAUGCAGUUCAGACAUGCUGCUUUAGUGCACCUGCUGGUUACAGUUCGAGAUCUUCUGUUAACAUGUGGCUUGGACACAGCACUAGUUUAUUUGUCCAAGGCAAAGGAUAUCUAUAAGAACAUCUUAGAAUCCUGUUUGAAUAACAUCUGGAGGCAGUUGAAGAUUGUACAAUAUAGCAGCCAGAAAAAGCAAGAAACAAAUCCCAAAAUAACAGAGCUUCAGUCUCAAAUGUUAAGUUGGAUGAAGUGUUACGGAGAGGAACACAAUGUUAAGAUACUGAUCAUAACAAGGAUGGACUCUGAGAGAGAAAAAGCUGCCCUCAUUCACACUUUAUCUAGAGUAGAAGGUUUAAAAACUAUGGAUUUGAAUUCUGAAAAGAGAGGAACCUUUUUAGGUUAUAAAGAUAUCAUAAGCAAUAGAUAUUCCUGUCUUAUUGUACAUAAUCAGCAAAUUGGAGCUGACUUCCCCUGGACACACUUCUCAUUAGUAAUGGAAUAUGAUUAUUCUGAAAACUCUUGCUGGAAAAAUCUGUGCAAAAAUCUGAAUGUUACUUACAUGACUUUUAAAACCACCCUCCCUGAAACAAUGCAAACAAGGAAUCACUGUGGCUCCUUUCUUCUGGAGGUACAGAUUCCAUAUGUAUUUCUGGCAACUGAAGGUCUUCUUAAUAUGCCCGAUAUUCUUCAACUUUUGGAAUCCAAGUACAGCAUUACUUUUGUUGAAAGGAGCAGCAGUUACUCCUUGAGGCUCUUUGGAAGUACAGAUCGAUAUGUUGUGCUGACAAUAGAUGAACGUACUGCUAUCUUUUUGCAGAGUAUGGAAGAACUAAAUUAUGAGAAAUCCUGUGACUAUCUGGUGUCAAAGCUUAUUGCAUUAUCGCUCCAAUACAUGUGCUGCUGGAUUGUUUUCUACUCCAGAGAGCGACUGAGUCUAGA
Molecule: messenger RNA, 1714 nt
Organism: Merops nubicus (carmine bee-eater)
Lineage: Eukaryota; Metazoa; Chordata; Aves; Coraciiformes; Meropidae
Gene: SHOC1
Product: chromosome unknown open reading frame, human C9orf84
Exons: 11
Biological process (GO): resolution of meiotic recombination intermediates
Cellular component (GO): condensed nuclear chromosome
Molecular function (GO): ATP hydrolysis activity; single-stranded DNA binding
Source: RefSeq, a predicted model, not a curated record